UGUUCACCAACACUUCAAGUUGAUUCCGUCUGAACACAUCACAUGUCAUCAUCUCAAUCGCAUACUGGCCUUUGUAUAAUAUUUCGAACAGACCAUAAAGCGACUGUUUGAACCUGACGAACCAACUGGCGUCAAUUAACAAGUAGUCAAAGACAUAUCCCCCUCAUCCGUUUCAUGGGCCACCUCCUCUCUCAAGCAUCAACCUCUAAUCCCAAUCAUCGUCGCAAUACCAACAUAAAGUAAGGAGACAACACAAAAAGCAUACCCAAUACAACUGGCGACGAAAGUGUUUCUUCGCUCCUGCCAAAAUGCACGAGAUCUUCCUCACAGCCCUCAUCGAGGACAAAGACUUCACCUCAGCACGCGCAGUCCUCGGCGGUCUCACUAACAUGGACCCAUGGGAAUCAAUCCAGCGCGUCCUCUACUUCCAAGGUCCCCAGCGCCCCAUGGGUAUCUCCAACCAGAGCUCUAUCGAAAAGCCCAUACGGAAUAAUACCGGGUUCCUUUGGAAAGAGCUUCACCAGAACUUGACCCGACAAUCGUUCAUAUUGCAAACGCGAUAUGAUGUGCUCAAAGAUCGCGACAUGGGAGCCAAUGCUUCGCCGAUGGAUCUCGAUGCGACGCAGGGUAUCUUGAGAUGGACGGAUUUUCCUGAUCCGCCGCGUGGACAGCCUUUGCUUACACAGCGGAAGAAGGUUGAGCUUUGGGAUCAGAAGAAGUUGCCUUCCAUCAUGCGCGACAACAACCACAUUUUCAAGACGGAAACAAUCGAGGAAGUCUACCGCUUCUACAGAGAUGACAUCGAGUUCUGUCUAACACGCCACUACUUCCUCCAACCUCUAGAGCACUACACCCCCAUGGAAACAAAACAGCAAGCAACCAUCCCAAUGGACACUCUACCGCCCUGGGAAUCCCUCAUACCCGUCGAUCAGCAGAAGCGAUGGUUCCUUCAGGUCAAGGCGCAUGUCGUCCAGGAUAACAAACCGGACGAGAUUCGCAAGGCCCAGGAUCAACUGCUCGCUGUGCGUAGAGAGCUCGACGGGGUUUUCGAGUUCCGGGGUAUUGAUCGCAAGGUUCACGAUACCAGGGUUAUGCAGCCGAUGCAGGGGGUUCAGCAGUUGCCGCAGAAGGUUACGGUUGGGAAGUAGAAUGUCCACAAGAAGAGGCCGCGCGGGUGGUAUUGAGGACUGCCCACUUCCCGCUUGUUGACGGAGACAUGGGGCACGUAGCUUGCAAUGAGGUUACACUCAAUUAAUAGAUGAUACCCGGUAUGAUAGACGGUAUGGUCGCCUAACUAUCAUUACUCUUUGAUCACACUAAACCGCUCCGCCGGCUAUGUUUUCGUGUUCUGAACCUCUCAACUCAUUAUGUCGUGACUGCCUCC
Messenger RNA from Fusarium verticillioides 7600, 1384 nucleotides. RefSeq lists its product as hypothetical. Bases 309 to 1148 code for a protein of 279 amino acids. Gene Ontology annotation, cellular component: mediator complex. The transcript is spliced from 2 exons. Lineage: Eukaryota; Fungi; Ascomycota; Sordariomycetes; Hypocreales; Nectriaceae. The record is from RefSeq and is a predicted model, not a curated record. Gene Ontology annotation, molecular function: transcription coregulator activity. Gene Ontology annotation, biological process: regulation of transcription by RNA polymerase II.